Messenger RNA from Dermacentor albipictus, 4793 nucleotides. The record is from RefSeq and is a predicted model, not a curated record. Lineage: Eukaryota; Metazoa; Arthropoda; Arachnida; Ixodida; Ixodidae.
CACGUGCGAACCGUGUUCGCUUAGCUCGUGGUUUCGUGGGCGCGACCGUCUCUUCUGUGUGAUCGCUUCGACGCAACGUCGUACUCAACACCAGACACUGCACUGGGUAGACCAAUGCUGUCUGUCAUGAGGGGAAUGCACGCCUUUGUGGCGUCGAGGCAGCGAUGGUUCAACGGGACGCAGAUGCUAGUGGCGUACUUGGCGCCUAUUUACCUGUCGCCCCUACUCGCACGUGGAACCAUGGAAGGUCGCUGUGCCUACUGCGUACUUCUCGUGUUCGAGUUCUGGGCGCUGAACGUGAUCCCAGCGCCCGUGGCGUCGUCGGUGCCCUUCGUGCUCCUCCCGCUUCUGGGUGUCAUUGACCCAGACCUCGUGGCCGGACAUUAUAUAAACGAGACGAUGCUGUUCAUCGUGGGCGUGGUCCUGCUCGCGCUGGCCAUGGAAGGGACCAACAUAUACAGCCGCGUGGCGCUCGCCAUCCUGGGCGCGUGCGGCGCCGGCGUCAAGGCCGUCUUCACGGCGCUCAUGGCGCUCGCGUUCUGCGCCACGCUGCUCUUCGAGAACGUCCUCUCGACGCUCAUCGUGAUGCCCGUCGUCGAGUGCACCAUGGUGGAGAUCGAGAACGACGCGCUCACCAGCACCACGCGCCGCCGCAUGCUGCGCAGGGCCUCGGUCAUGGCGCGCCUCACGAGCCAGCAGCAGCCCGAGCUGCCGGCGCUCGCGGCCUCGUCGCAGCACGUCGGCCCCGGGCCGAUGACCCACAUGUCGCGCCGCAGCAGUCGCGGCAGUCGCGACACCAUGUGGACACCCGAUUCGGGCCUGUCGUCCGCCUACGCCAGGGGAGCGUUGGGUUGCCGCAAAAGGAGCAGCAUUAUAAGCCUGGAAUUCGCCGCCAAGUUCGAGCAGGAGGCGCAGAAAUACCUGCUGAUCCGACGAGUCCUGCUCCUGUCCGUCGCCUACUCCGCAACUCUUGGCGCCAUCGGCUCGGUCUUUGGCAACCCGGCGUCUCGGGUCCUGCGUAUGGUGCUUGAAGAGCGGUACUCGUACGACCGGCUUACCAUGAUGUCGUGGCUCGUCAUCUGCCUGCCUAUCUCGGCCGCCGGCAUCCUGGCCUGCUGGAUGGUCGUGUUUGUGGUCUUCCUCAAGGAAUACGACUGCGAAGAGGACGACGAGACGAAGGAAAGCAUAGCGAAGAUCCUGGAAGAAAAAUACCGCGCUCUCGGGAGAUUCAGGCACUGCCCUCAGGAUAGGAAUUGGGCAAGGUGCCGAGGACGGUGGGCUGGCCAGGGGUUUCAGGGCAGGGAGCUGACGUCGGUAGGCAGCAAGCUGGAGUACUUCGUCAUGGCCUGCAUUCUUGGGCUUUUCCUCGUGCUUCUGCUCCGCUCCGAGUUUGCCACUCCGUUCGCGGUGCCAGAAGAAUUUGGACUGUUGAGCCUCAGAGACACGACGUUCGUGUUCGUGCUGGUGCUGCUGUUCUUCGCGAUGCCGCAACAGCCGUGCGACCACCUGUUCAGCGAAUACCUGCUCGAAUGGAGCCUGGUGAAGCGGAAGGUGCCGUGGAGCGCGUUCAUCACCUACGGGGGAGGGCUGUGCGUGGCAGGAGCCAUAAAGGAGUCUGGGCUACUGGCAUGGCUGUCCAGCGUCCUUAUGGUAAUGAGCCACUGGCACCCGGUGUUCGUGCAGCUGGUGCUCAUGCUGAUCACCACGGUGCUGACGGAAGUCAACAACGACACCGCAGCGGCCACGGUGCUCAUACCCAUCGCCUGCGACCUCGCCGAGUCCACAAUGGUCAAUCCGCUGUACUACGGCGUGCCGGUGACCGUCGCCUGCUCAACGGGCCUUCUCCUGCCGGUGUGCUCACUGCAAAUGGCGCUCGUGCACGCCAACCUGCUCGAGUACCGGCUCACCAGCGUGCUGUCGUCGGUCUUCUUCAUGAAGGCGGUCACCAUCCUGGCCAUUUUCAUCUCAGUCCACACUACCGGGAACUACUACUUCAGCUUCAGCACGUUCCCGCAGUGGGCCAACAAAACGCUCAUGGUGCUUAACAGCACAACGGACACCCCAAUCUAGAGUUGGGACAAAAUUUGGAUGGAAUAUAUAGCGAAUGAACAAAGCCGAUCGACAGGCAGUUUGUCGCUGAAAUAAAUACGCGUAUAAUCAUAGGAGCAUAGUUUAAAAUUUCGUGCAUUGCAUCCAGUGUGCUGUCAUGGUGGCCAAGGGGCUUUGUUGGUCAGAACGAUGUAUCGGGCUCGGUUCGCAUCCGUGGUUGUCAGAUUCCGAAAAGGUUGGAAUGCGAAAACGCUUGUGCACUCGAAAAUCGCGUUAGCAGCGCGUUGUAGCACAGAUGGUCUUAAUUGUGAUCCCAUCACUACGGCCUUCUUAGUAGUCCAACAAUUGAUUUUGGAAUGAAGUGGUUGGUCCAUCGGUAUAACGUAGUUCGUCUGUCACAAUGGUAGAAUAACGGUUGCUUUGUUUCGGAAAUGAAGGGAAUAUAGUGAAAGUUGACUUCCAGCAAAGAGAUGCGUGGAAACGGAACGCUUAUGUUGACAAAUGUUGAAAAUGAUGGGUGCGACUCAAGCCAUGCUACGAACAACCACGUUGAACUUGUCUUUGAGUUAGUAUGCUGAUUUUAACAAUUACAGUUAUACCUGAAGCACGAUAAUGUAGCUUUUCUGAUAACCUCUUCAUUCAUUGACUCUCUGUGGCAUGCAAAAAUUCAGUUGUGUGCGUCUCUAAAGCUGUCCGUGUGGAAGGAUACACGCUAGCUCCGACGUUGCGAUUGAUAAAGGGAUCUUUUCGGUUAUGGACGACAUUAAAUUCUUAAUUAGUCCAGACAGGUAAAUUCAGACAGGUUUCUGUAAAUCUGUUUAGCUUGCUGUUCUGUUGUAUUAGACAUUUUCGCAAAACUACAGGUUACUCUGUUAACCUCUAUACUUACAUUUUUUUUCUGUUCAUCUCAACUUGUUCAUCCCAACGUGGACCGUAAAAGCUGCCAUAAAUAUGGGAAAAUCUUGACGAUGGGAAGCCAUUUAAGGACAGAAGAGAUAGUCACAAAGUAGCAGCGCAGAGUAGAAUUGUGGCACGUAUUGUGGUGUACCUUGGGAUGUAGUGAUGUGAGAGCGGAUAUGUCUGACAUGGUGACAUGGACGAGAUAUAGCGAAGUAACUCGUGAAUUUCUGCUCCGCAGCACUCAUUAAAGCGGGCUUCGUUGAAACGAUGCAAAUUUUUCGCAGUUUUUAUUUCCUGCAAGGAAGACAUUUUAAAUGGAAGAGAAUUCACGCUCACUCUGUAGCCGAAAUACCUUGCGCUAAAGACAAAUCCUAAACAUGGAGCGGCAUUGUUAGCACGAGAGAGCAGACUGAAUUAUUGCUCAACAAGGUGCGAUGUGCUACAAUGCAAAAUGUCAUCGAAGCACUGAGAGCAAAAAAAAAAAAAGGACAACGAACUCAUGGGAGCUUGCAGCAUCUAAACCCAACUUUAAGUGAAGCUAUUUCUUUCUAGCCCUAACAAGUAUUUCAGCUGCCUCUAAUUAAAUAAAAAACGUGGCCCUUACGCUACCUUGCCAGCAUGUAGCGAUUUGGAGCACUUAAGAAAUUUGUCUAAAAAGGCGGUAAUUCAUCUACACACAAUUUCGUGACAUUGUUGAUCAAGUUGCCACGCCGCAUCAAGCCUUGUAAGUUUGGGGCAUGGCACACGCGCACGCCGGUCUUGGAUUGCCUCGGGCACUGCCAGUGGUUGCGACUGGCGAUGCACAUUGGGAAACACCGAGACCAACCCGGAGUACUUAUUUUUUCACGUUUUUUAAUCUGUGAAAUGUAUUCCUGCACGUAUUCGCAGCGCAGAAAUUCGAAUCUUUAGCUCUGCCACAAUCUUUACCAAGCGUUGAACAUGAAAAGCUGCACAAGGAAUAUCAGUGUUGCCUUCAUGGAAGCUACAUGUUAGUGCUUCAGAACAAGCAACGGUGUUCGAUGACGUCCCGAAAUUGAUAAACGUUGCCGUAAGGUAAGGUGUCGCCGUAGGGUUUUGCGGGCAGGUAAUAACUGUGGCAAUAAUAGCGGCGAAGAUUUCGCGAACUACGCCAGUAAAAGAUUCACGGCUAUCUAGGAAGCACUGGAUGCGAAAGAUCGAUGUGGACACGCACGGCUCGUUCUUCUAAUGUCUAUUUGUGUUUUUUUUUUCUCAAUGCGAGACAUUUUAUAGGGUGCUCGCAGGAAAGUGACGCAAAGUCAUUUUAAAUUUUUGGAUUCACCUAGAAAAUUAACCACAACCCCAACUACACCUAAUAAUGCUGAUAGUACGGAAAAUUGUGAGGAUAUAUGCAGUAUUAAAAUAAUGAUCUGAAGAGAGUGAAGCAGUAAACUAACUAAUGAGUUGUAAAAUAGCCAAUCUGUAUUAUCUAUGUAGCAAGGGUUCAAUUAUGGUGAGUCGCGUCACCAUACAAUAAUUUGAUGGUCCUGAGUCUUCUGGGCACGAAGGUCCCAUCGGCCGCAACUGAGUCCGAAGCUCCGCCCCCUUCAAGCGCCCCCUUCCAGAUAAUUAUCAGUCACUUGAGCGAAUUGCUCAAGGUCCUGGGCUACGUUUCACUCAUAAAUUACGCACAGGACUACCGAAAGUUUUCUCGUGAGGCAAGUUUGCAGAAAUAACGUCAACAGAGCUUCCGGACAUUGUUAGAUCAUUAUCGCCGCCUGGCCCAGGUACUGAUAGAAUUACGACAGAAGUAUUAAAAUUUGCGUUUGAUUAUCUGCAUGCGGAUCUAAUAAAUGUAAUAAAUGUUUCUAUAAAAAUUACUGGGU